AUGAUGCGGCGACCCCCGAGCCAAGGACGAUGGUCCUCGUCGCAGCAGAAACUCCUCCUGGCUUUUGCCUUCAUCCUCUUACCGUGGCUCCAACUCGCCGAUGCUCAGCAGCAGCCUCAGCAGCCCCAGAUCCGAAUUCACUCACAGAGAGGCGACGCGCCCCUUGACAAACUAUCCGAUGACGCCAACAACCGUUGGUACGCAGCACAAGCCGCACCAGACGUGCACACCGAGGCAAGGUUCGACACCAUCAACAAGAAGCAAAAGCAGCAGCAGCAGCAGUCGACCGCUUCGCCCCAGCAACAGCAGAAAUAUCGACGAGCCCCCUAUGACUACGCCAGCAGGGACAAGGCCCAGAAUCGAUAUCCGCAGCACCCUAUCCGCGAAUCCGAAAACCUAAACUACGUAAAAGUCCCUAACGAUGCGAGCGCCCUCGCAACUUUAGCUCCGGCUCAGCCCGUCCGAGCACCACACACCUCACGACAUCACUGGCCUAGUAGCAGCGCCGCUUCUGGGCUGGCAUCGCCGCAGAAUGCGCGGAGUCUGGAGGACUGGGAAGUUGAAGACUUUGUUCUUCUGGCGACCGUCGAUGGAGACCUCUAUGCCAGCGACCGAAAGACCGGUCGGCACCUCUGGCACCUCGAGGUCGACCAGCCAGUGGUUGAAACCAAGCACUAUCGAACAAACAACUCCGUUCUCGACGACGACUAUCGCCCCGUCGACCACUACAUCUGGGCCGUCGAGCCAAGCCGCGAUGGAGGGCUCUACGUAUGGAUCCCCGAUUCCGGCGCGGGCCUCGUCAGGACUGGCUUUACCAUGAAGCACCUCGUCGAAGAACUUGCUCCAUACGCCGGCGACGAGCCGCCCGUCGUCUAUACCGGAGACAAGAAGACGACCAUGGUCACCCUGGACGCCGCUACCGGGCGCGUCCUCAAAUGGUUUGGCUCCAGCGGCUCGCAAAUCAACGAAGCCGAGAGCUGCCUCCGGCCCAACGCCUUUGACGACAGGGACACCACAGAGUGCAGUUCCAUGGGCACAAUCACGCUGGGGAGGACCGAGUACACGGUGGGCAUCCAGAGGCGAGACGGUCGCCCCAUCGCAACCUUGAAGUACGCAGAAUGGGGACCCAACACCUUUGACAGCGACCUCUACCAGCAAUACCAUGCCUCGUUGGACAAUCACUAUAUCACCAGUCAGCACGACGGUAGAAUCUACGCGUUUGACAAAUCUCAGGCAGAGAACGACCUACCCCUCUAUACCCACAAGUUCUCGUCUCCCGUCGCCCGGGUCUUCGAUGUCUGUCGACCGUGGGAUGCGAAUGCGGGAAGCAACCCGGAGCUGGUAGUUCUACCCCAGCCUCCGAUUCCAGCGCAUGAUGAGAGCACCGUCAAGAUUCGGAGCAACAGCAUCUUCCUCAACCAGACUGAAAGCGGUGACUGGUAUGCGCUGUCUGGCCGUGCAUAUCCGCUCAUUCUCGAUGCCCCCGUGGCCCAGAUCUCGCGAGACGACUGGUGGGAUAUGGCCCAUGCGUUUGAUUCCAUCAACCCUAACAAACUCUCCAAGGCCCUGGUGGGCACCCACUUUCUGGAUCCCGUCAGGAGCACCGGCUACCACCAGCCGCCAACGCUUCCUGCUGGUGCCCUGGACGAGUACUAUGAAGACUUGGAGAACGCCUCGAACAACGCUCAUGCCGUGACCAACACCGUUCCGGAAGAGCCCACCAUUAUCACUAAAGUCAAGGCUCUUCCGCAGAGUGCAGCCAACAGCGUCAUUGACUUUGUCAGCAACCCCAUCCUCAUCAUUUUCCUGAUAGGCUCCCUGAUAUACAACGAAAAGAAGCUGCGACGCUCGUAUCACCGCUUCCGAACUCAUGGCACGAUCAAGGAUGUCUAUCCCUUCUUUGUCAUCGAAUCUGAAGCCGGAGACGAAUCUGGUGAUGACAAGGACGGAGUGUACUCAUCUUCGCCGUCUCCACGCACUCAACCCCAAGACCAAAAGGUGGACGACCACCUCCCUAAACCCAAGGUAGACAGAUCUGUUGGCGAGCAGGACAAGGAGAAAGACAAGGACAACAGGGACUUGCAAGACCUUCCCGACUCUUUGGAAUCGAGCAACAAGACGGCUGAAAAGGCGGAUGUAGCCGGCCCUGACACACCGUCAACAGAUGCUUCCAAUGGUGCCGCACCCGAGAAGAAGAAGAAGGCUCACCGAGGCCGUCGUGGUGGUGUCAAGCACAGAAAGGGUCGGCCCACCGAAGGAUCCCAAUCUCACGAAAACGACCCGGCUCUCACUACAGUGGACGAGGCUGUCAGCAAUGCGAAGAAGCUUGGUGACCGGCCCAGCUUGGAACCAGAUGUUAUGACCAUCUACAACGACAUGCAAGCCGUCACAGGUUCUGUCAUUAGCAUGGGCAACAUCGAGGUCGAUACAGAUGUGGAGCUUGGCAUGGGCAGCAAUGGUACCGUCGUGUUUGCCGGCAGAUUCGAUGGCAGAGACGUUGCCGUCAAGAGAAUGACGAUCCAGUUCUACGACAUUGCCACACGAGAGACCAAGUUGCUUCGCGAGAGUGACGAUCACCCCAAUGUCAUUCGAUAUUACUCACAGGUACAGCGUGGCGACUUCCUGUACAUUGCCUUGGAACGCUGUGCUGCAUCAUUGGCCGAUGUCAUCGAGAAGCCGUAUGCCUUUAGUGAACUGGCUAAGGCUGGGCAAAAGGACCUGCCUGGCGUAUUGUACCAGAUCACCAACGGCAUCAGCCACUUACACUCUCUGCGCAUUGUCCAUCGAGACUUGAAGCCUCAGAACAUUCUGGUCAACUUGGACAAGGACGGCAGACCAAGACUCUUGGUGUCGGACUUUGGCCUGUGUAAGAAACUGGAGGAUAGACAGUCUUCAUUUGGAGCAACGACAGGUCGAGCAGCUGGAACGUCGGGAUGGCGUGCACCCGAACUGCUUCUCGAUGACGACGGACAGAAUCCCGCGGCCAUCGAUAGUAGCACGCACAGCGGAUCUCACACCAUCCUCGUGGGAGACCCGAACUCGCUGUCUAACGGAGGGCGAGCUACGAGGGCCAUUGACAUCUUCUCCCUUGGACUCGUCUUCUUCUACGUGCUCACCAACGGAUCCCACCCCUUUGACUGCGGCGACAGAUACAUGCGGGAGGUGAACAUUCGAAAGGGCAACUACAAUCUCGAUCCAUUGGACGCUCUGGGCGACUUUGCCUACGAAGCCAAGGAUCUAAUUGCGUCCAUGCUCCAGGCGGCUCCCAAGUCAAGGCCCGACUCGCGAGAGGUCAUGGCCCACCCUUUCUUCUGGUCUCCAAAGAAGCGUCUGGCCUUUUUGUGCGACGUGUCGGAUUCUCUGGAGAAGGAAGUGCGAGACCCUCCUUCGCCUGCUUUGGUCGAGCUCGAGCGACAUGCGCCGGAUGUCAUUAAGGGAGACUUCUUGAAGGUGCUCACGCGCGACUUUGUCGAGUCGCUGGGCAAGCAACGCAAGUACACCGGGAACAAGCUGCUUGAUCUGCUGCGCGCUCUUCGCAACAAGCGUAACCACUACGAGGAUAUGUCGGACUCGCUGAAGCGCAGCGUGGGCUCACUGCCCGAUGGGUAUCUCGCCUAUUGGACGGUCAAGUUCCCGAUGCUGUUGCUGACGUGCUGGAACGUGGUGUAUAACCUCGAGUGGGAGAAGACGGAUCGGUUCAGGGAGUACUAUGAACCUGCGGGGUUGUGA
This is a messenger RNA of Trichoderma citrinoviride, 3729 nucleotides long. Its product is annotated as unfolded protein response sensor protein. The transcript has 2 exons. Gene Ontology annotation, cellular component: IRE1-TRAF2-ASK1 complex. Bases 1 to 3729 code for a protein of 1242 amino acids. Lineage: Eukaryota; Fungi; Ascomycota; Sordariomycetes; Hypocreales; Hypocreaceae. Gene Ontology annotation, biological process: IRE1-mediated unfolded protein response; mRNA processing; protein phosphorylation. Gene Ontology annotation, molecular function: protein serine/threonine kinase activity; ATP binding; RNA endonuclease activity. The record is from RefSeq and is a predicted model, not a curated record.